Symbiodinium sp. CCMP2456 is the source of this 873-nucleotide messenger RNA. Lineage: Eukaryota; Dinophyceae; Suessiales; Symbiodiniaceae. The record is from the annotation of a GenBank genome assembly.
AUGCGCCUGCUUCGACUGCUGGGCUUGGCUGCUGCCCUCGCAGCCUGCGCUUUCCCGAGACCUUCCAACUUUGUGGCGUGGAAAUCCGGUCGUUGCCACCGCUCGAACAAGCCUCUGACGGGGUGCAGAGCCGCCGUUUCGGAAACGGACGGGCUACAGCUGCAUGCCUCCCGUGCGGUGCUUCACCUCAGCAUUGUCCCACAACCUGCACCCGCCAGCACUGGUAUUGCCGGCCCCGGGCUGCCCCCUGGUGUGCAGUCGCUCAGUCUAUUGGGCCGGACAAUCGGCGGCAGCUUUGCCAUUGAGUGGGAUGAAAGCCCUUGGGGACCCUACAUGGAGGUGGGCCUCUUGAGCAGUUUGGUGCUGGCUGCGGGCGCUUGGGGCGCUUGGGCCUCCCACGUUUGGGUGGACAGCGAGGAGGCCUCCAAGGGGGGCCGUGAGGUGUGGGGACUUCCCACCUCGCGGUGUGAUAUCAGCAUGCAGACUUCAGACGAAGAUGGGAAGGUGCUGGGCUUCGGUUUUGCUCCGCUCCUGCACAUCGGGGACGGCUGUGGGCCUUUGGGUCGUGUGGAUCGCAGUGCUCGCGUUACCGUGGGCCACCCGCCGUGGAUGGACAAGGCAAGCAGCAGAGUCGACGUCACUCUACCAAAUUUGAGUGGUGGCCUCUCAGAUGGCCGGAGCGGUUACACCGACGUGCUGUCCUACCCCUUGAGGCUCCAGGCACGAAGCUGGCGGCUACUUCCGGGUGCCGAGGUGUCUGGAGCCAGCGGCAUCGUACCGCGAGCCGACGUUUCGCAGUGGCUUCCUCUUUUCAGCAUCGAGCUGAGUGAUGUUGAGGUCAAUGCCGGUGUCCCCGAGAAGCUUAAGACAUGA